Messenger RNA from Eurytemora carolleeae, 907 nucleotides. RefSeq lists its product as uncharacterized. NCBI's taxonomy places the organism in Eukaryota, Metazoa, Arthropoda, Copepoda, Calanoida, Temoridae. The transcript is spliced from 8 exons. The record is from RefSeq and is a predicted model, not a curated record. The coding region runs from base 146 to 907 and encodes 253 amino acids.
CAUUACAAGCGACAUCUAUAUUGAACAAUAUUUAUACUUUCUCUCAGUAAUAUAUUGACAUUAAACGACGGUGGUUAUUGUUUGUUAAAAAAUAGUGAUACUAAGUGAAUAAAGAAGUGUUUAUAAAUGAUUAAUUAAUGGAUGAAUGGAGAGGAUGGCUGAGGUGGUUCAAGAAAUACCUUGUAGAGAUACAGAUCCUUUACCAGGGGAAGACGAUUUAGACAGUAAUCGAGACAGUCCUGUUGCUUUCACCAUAAACUUUGGAUUUGAUCAGUCAGAUGAGAGGGAGAAGGCCAAAAAGUUAGAAAGAUUUGCUCUCAGAUCAAGUCUUCGAAAGCCGAAAUCUCCUCGAAAUCAACCGACCUCUCCCACAGAGGGGAAAUCAACCAGCCUCGAGGCUAUGAGAAAUCCGUCCUCAACGAGUCCUCAGCAUUCCAAGUCCUCCCAGCAUGCCAAACUAACCCGAGAUCGAAGUUUUGUCCGAGAAAAGAGUAAUAUUAGCUCGGGCCGUGCAAAAUCCGCAAAAUCUGUGAUUAAUAGUUUUAAAAUUCCGCCACCAGGUGUCUCUAAACUCGCGACACAUAGCACACAGCUCUCAACACACAGUGAACAAAUGGCGACGACGCAAAGUCGAAAGACGACAACGAUCAAUGGCUAUAAUCGUCGGUUGACCACGACGUUGUCGCCUGAAGAAUCAAAAAUGUUCUCACAUUUCGAAAAAGAGAGGACUAAAAAGAGUUUGGAAAUUGUUGAAUAUAAUUAUGAAGACGACUUUGAAGUCCCGUCUUCCCCUCCUAGCGAAACAGGCACCUACACGGUGGGGAAAGAUGAGGAAGAGAAGGCAGCAAAAAAAGAAGAAAAAGCCAGACAAAGGUUUGAUGGAUUUACUGUUUUGAACCGGUCAUGA